AAACAAAGGCAUUAAUCAUCAAGCUGAGUAUAUUCACUGAAGUACAAAACUUAUAAAAUAAUAUUCUAACAGGUUUAAUUACUGUGCCAUUGUAGGUUUAUUGUUUUUUCGUAGUUCAGAUAUUUGUGAAAUUAAGUUAAUAUGCCACACUGUUUCAUUAAUUCCAUUCGAGGAAAAGAUGACAUCAACAAUUAUAUGCAGCCUCCUAAAGAGGUUCUAAAACAAGAUUUGUUUUAUGAAGAAAUAAAUAAAGAAGACUCAUGCGAUGACUGGAGUACAAUCAAUAGUCUUCCAUUUGUGACUCGAUGGUGCCUGGACAAAAUCCCGACAAGAGAAACUGAGAGUGAAAGUACAAAUGUGAAUUAUGACUCUCCGCCACUAAGUGAUAUUCCCGAUGAGGAUGACAGCUCUUCUGAUGAGGAGCCAGGAGUGUCGAGAGAUACAGAGGUGUACCAGCCACAUGAUCACUCGAUGUUGGGAUUGAGCUGGCUGCUGUUGUCUCUGGGCCAGCAGUGCAAGGAGACCAGCAGCAGCAGUAGCAGCGGCAACAGCAGUGAAAGCAGCAAGAGUGUGCAGCAUUACUGCCUGUACUGUCACAAGGGCUUUGACAGGCCUUGGGUCCUCAAGGGACAUAUGAGGCUCCAUACCGGCGAAAGACCCUUUAGUUGUCCUUCAUGUGAUAAGAGUUUUGCAGACAGGCAAGUUAGGUCAUCUAUAAACCUCACUUUUCCAAAUUCUCAGUUAAAACUCCUUUGUAGUGAUGCACCACACAUAUUUUACAUAUGGAAAUGACAUUUCUUGUUGAUUACACCAAGUACAUUCUAGUCAAACACAAAAUUGCUGUAAUUUACAUUAUUUAUAGAGUAUUUAAUUUGUGAUAUUAGAGUUUAAUUUUCUUCACAUUA
Homalodisca vitripennis (glassy-winged sharpshooter) is the source of this 905-nucleotide messenger RNA. Its product is annotated as zinc finger protein 668-like. Gene Ontology annotation, cellular component: nucleus. The record is from RefSeq and is a predicted model, not a curated record. The coding region runs from base 142 to 792 and encodes 216 amino acids. The transcript has 3 exons. NCBI's taxonomy places the organism in Eukaryota, Metazoa, Arthropoda, Insecta, Hemiptera, Cicadellidae.